AUGUCGUCGGGGUUUGGCUUCAAGGGCGGCGAGGGCCGGUGCUACCAGUUCUGGAAGCGCGUCGAGCAGUGCAGUAGAGAAACUGAGGUCUCUGGACAGUGUGGAAAGCCAGUGGAGGACUAUCUCGAGUGCCUCCACCACCGGAAAGAGUUGACGCGUAUGAACGUGGUCAUUGCCCAGCAAGAAAAGGAAGAGGCAGCGGCGGCCGCUGCGGCCCGUCAUGGUGGCGACCAUGGACAGGAGGGUGGCCACUAA
Messenger RNA from Hyaloperonospora brassicae, 255 nucleotides. The record is from the annotation of a GenBank genome assembly. NCBI's taxonomy places the organism in Eukaryota, Oomycota, Peronosporomycetes, Peronosporales, Peronosporaceae.